Molecule: messenger RNA, 888 nt
Organism: Uloborus diversus
Lineage: Eukaryota; Metazoa; Arthropoda; Arachnida; Araneae; Uloboridae
Exons: 7
Coding region: 90-812 (240 amino acids)
Biological process (GO): DNA-templated transcription initiation
Molecular function (GO): DNA binding; RNA polymerase II general transcription initiation factor activity
Source: RefSeq, a predicted model, not a curated record
AGAAAGCACGUAAACACGCUUGCAUUUUCCUCUGUCGAUAAAUUAAUUCUUGCAUCAUUAAACUGUUUCUGCACUCAUUUCAUACUAAAAUGGAACGCAAUGAAGGGAAUGACAGUAUGGAUGAGUUAUGUGAUGAUCCUUCCUACAAUGGUGGUAAAGAACAGCAUGAAAUUUCUGCUGCUGAAUAUGCAUUAUCCCAAUUUGAAAGUAAUGCAUCAACUUCUUUGCCGUCAAUUCAACCAGUUGUACCUGUUGCACCUCCCACAGAAUCUGGGAUAAUUCCGAAAGUUCACAAUGUUGUGUGCUCAGUUGAUCUGGGCUGUACAUUAGACUUGCUAAAGAUUGCUCUUCGUCUCAGAAAUGCUGAGUACAAUCCGAAACGUUUUCAUGCAGUCGUAAUGCGAAUAUUGGAACCUCGGACAGCUGCUUUAAUAUUUCGUACUGGGAGAAUAGUUGUGACUGGUGCUAGAAGUGAAGCAGCAGCACACUUGGCAGCCAGAAAGUAUGCUCGGUUGAUUCAGAAACUUGGCUUUGAUGUAAAAUUUAUAGAUUUUAAAAUUCAAAAUAUGGUAGCAAGUUGUGAUGUAAAAUUUCCUGUACAAAUAGAGCGUCUAUAUUCAAGUCACUAUCAAUUUUCCAAUUAUGAACCAGAAAUUUUUCCUGGUUUGAUAUACAGAAUGGUAAAGCCUAGAUUAGUUCUUUUGAUUUUUGUGUCUGGAAAAAUAGUAUUGACAGGUGGAAAAAGUAGAGCAGAUCUUAAGGAAUCCUUUGAAAACAUCUAUCCAAUUUUAAAAGGCUUCCGAAAACAGUGAUGAUCAAUUUGUUAAUAAUGUACAUAUGUUGUAUUUAUAUUGUUUUAUAUUGUUUAAAAAUAAACUCAAACAAACC